Messenger RNA from Carcharodon carcharias (great white shark), 501 nucleotides. It is a transcript of the gene ak4, whose product is annotated as adenylate kinase 4. Lineage: Eukaryota; Metazoa; Chordata; Chondrichthyes; Lamniformes; Lamnidae. The record is from RefSeq and is a predicted model, not a curated record. Gene Ontology annotation, molecular function: AMP kinase activity; nucleoside diphosphate kinase activity; ATP binding. Gene Ontology annotation, cellular component: cytoplasm. The annotation marks the transcript as partial. Gene Ontology annotation, biological process: nucleobase-containing compound metabolic process. The transcript has 5 exons.
UAUCUGGAUGGAGGGCAUUUGGUGCCAGAUCCUGUAACGGCCCAGCUGAUGUUAGGAGAGCUAAAGAAGACUGGAGGACAGAGCUAGCUGUUGGACGGUUUUCCCCAUACACUUCCCCAGGCCAAAGCACUUAACAACAUAUAUGAGCUCGAUCUUGUCUUUCAUUUGAAUGCCCCGUUUGAAACAUUAAAGCAGAGACUCAGUUCACGAUGGGUUCAUCUGUUGAGUGGAAGACUGUACAACAUGGGAUUCAAUUCCCCCCUAAUCCAUGGAAUUGACAACAUUACUGUGAAGAUUAUAAUCCAGCGUGACGAUAACAAGCCAGAAGUGGUUACAUCUAGACUGCUCCAGCACAAAGGCUUUAUAAAGCCAGUUAUAGAUUUUUACAAGACCAAGGGAAUCUUGCAUACAUUUUCCGGGACAGAGACAGACAAGAUUUGGCCUUGCGUCUAUUCACUGAUGAGUGCCAGGAUUUCACCCCUUAACAUUGCAACACCAUAA